Molecule: messenger RNA, 2860 nt
Organism: Fundulus heteroclitus (mummichog)
Lineage: Eukaryota; Metazoa; Chordata; Actinopteri; Cyprinodontiformes; Fundulidae
Product: gastrula zinc finger protein XlCGF57.1-like
Exons: 1
Coding region: 51-1349 (432 amino acids)
Biological process (GO): regulation of transcription by RNA polymerase II
Molecular function (GO): DNA-binding transcription factor activity; RNA polymerase II cis-regulatory region sequence-specific DNA binding
Source: RefSeq, a predicted model, not a curated record
GCAAAGACUGUGGCAAAACAUUUAUUAGAAAAUAUAAUUUAAACAGACACAUGAGAAUCCACACAGGAGAGAAGCCUUUCUGUUGUGAUCUAUGUGGUCAAAGCUUUGGCUGUAAAUCGAUUUUAAAGAUGCACAUGAGAAUCCAUACAGGAGAGAAGCCUUUUUGUUGUGAUCUAUGUGGACACAGAUUUAGCUGUAAAAUAACUUUAAACGCACACACGAGAAUCCACACAGGUCAGAAGCCUUUCUGUUGUGAUCUAUGUGGACAAAGAUUUAACCAAAAAUCAGCUUUAAACAGACACAUGAGAAUCCAUACAGGACAAAAGCCUUUCUGUUGUGAUCUAUGUGGUCAAAGAUUUAGCCAAAAAUCACAUUUAAACACACACAUGAGAAUCCAUACAGGACAGAAGCCUUUCUGUUGUGAUCUCUGUGGUCAAAGAUUUAGCCAAAAAUCAUAUUUAAACACACACAUGAGAACACAUACAGGCCAAAAGCCUUUCUGUUGUGAUCUAUGUGUACACAGAUUUAGCCACAAAUCAGUUUUAAACACACACAUGAGAAUCCAUACAGGACAAAAGCCUUUCUGUUGUGAUUUAUGUGGACAAAGAUUUAACCAAAAAUCACAUUUAAACAGACACAUGAGAAUCCAUACAGGACAAAAGCCUUUCUGUUGUGAUCUAUGUGGUCAAAGAUUUAGCCAAAAAUCACGUUUAAACACACACAUGAGAAUCCAUACAGGACAAAAGCCUUUCUGUUGUGAUCUCUGUGGUCAAAGAUUUAGCCAAAAAUCAUAUUUAAACACACACAUGAGAACACAUACAGGUCAGAAGCCUUUCUGUUGUGAUCUAUGUGGACAAAGAUUUAACCAAAAAUCGCAUUUAAACAGACACAUGAGAAUCCAUACAGGACAAAAGCCUUUCUGUUGUGAUCUAUGUGGUCAAAGAUUUAGCCAAAAAUCACGUUUAAACACACACAUGAGAAUCCAUACAGGACAAAAGCCUUUCUGUUGUGAUCUCUGUGGUCAAAGAUUUAGCCAAAAAUCAUAUUUAAACACACACAUGAGAACACAUACAGGUCAGAAGCCUUUCUGUUGUGAUCUAUGUGGUCAAAGAUUUAACCAAAAAUCACAUUUAAACAGACACAUGAGAAUCCAUACAGGACAAAAGCCUUUCUGUUGUGAUCUAUGUGGUCAAAGAUUUAGCCAAAAAUCACAUUUAAACACACACAUGAGAAUCCAUACAGGACAAAAGCCUUUCUGUUGUGAUCUAUGUGGUCAAAGAUUUAGCCGAAAAUCAAUUUUAAACACACACAUGAGAAUCCAUACAGGAAAAAAAGCCUUUCUGUUGUGAUCUAUGUGGUCAAAGAUUUAGCAUAAAAGCAAAUUUAAACAGGCAUAUGAGAAUCCAUACAGAACAGAAGCCUCUCUGUUGUGAUAUGUGAACAAAGAUUUAGCCUAAAAUCAAAUCUAAGCACACACAGGAAAAGCCACACAGGAGAGAAGCCUUUCUGUUGUGAUCUAUGUGGACAAAGAUUUAACCACAAACCAGCUUUAAACAGACUCGUGAGAAUCCGUACGGGAGGGAAAAUGGCUCUGCUAUGAAUAUUAACUCAAACUGCACAGCUGUAGUUUCCUGUGAGAUGUUUGUGUGUUGUCAUCGAAGGCAACAGUCUUCACUUGUUAGUUUAAGCAUUUCUUUAUAGCUCAUUUUCAGAUGUUUUUUUUUGUCUGUGUAUUACAUUUUUUAGACAGAGCUGUAGCACCGGUGUGUUCUUAGUCUGUGCACGCUGCUCUAACCACUAGGCCCACCCUCCUAAGUAGUGAGAUUUUUUAAGGAUGUCUUAUUUAUUUUUUCCAUCUUAGGAAGGGUGUUUUCUGUUUGUGAUCACUUUUAUUUAACCUGUGGGUCCCCUACAGACAACCUCAUAAUUUUAAUAGGAGAAACACGGAUGUUUAUCUUUGCUAGGUGAGUGAUAUGUACGGUAACUGAUUAAGACAGUGCUCACAUACAGUUGAAACCAAAAGUUUACAUACACCAUAUAAAUGUGUUUUUCCCCUAGUCAGACAUGAAAUCUUAAUUAACCUUCCUGUUGUGGCCACUUAUGUCGAGGUUUUGUAGAUCAUAAGUACUAUGAAUUUAGUUUUUGUAAAAUCUGUAUUCUUUUGUAUAUACAUCGAUUAGAUUACUAUGGUAAUUUUAAAACCCAUUAUUUUAAGAGAUUAAGAACACAUCAGGUGGUGGGGAGGUUUCAAAAGUCUGUUGUGACAACAGGUUUUGUAAAAAAUAAAAUAAAAAAUAACCCUCUUUUUUAUCUUGUAACGUCAGCAUAAGUUCACUUUUUUGUAAAUUGGAAGAGUUUUUUUCCUUAUUGAUUUGUCCAUGUUUUUUCUGGAAAUCUUUUUUUCCCAUCAGGUCAGAAGUGCAUUCAAGAAGAUCUCCUGUUGCCAUUGGAGGACAGAUCUUCUCAUAAUUUAGAAUACAUACAGAAAUAAAUAAAUGACUCAAUUAAAUAAAUACAGUGCCAAAAAGUAGCUAAAGUGUAUAAUAUUGUGUGCAAUUAAAUACAACAAAAUACUUAAGACAUUUAUACAAUAAUUGAUCAAUUAAUUGACAAUUAAUUAACUCCCGAUAUAUAUUUAUAUGUCAAUAUUUAACUGCCAUGUUUUAUCUCUGCAUUAUAGCAUGUUGUUUAUUUAAACCACUAAUUUUUAAUCAUCUAUUUUUCUUGAAAUUAUUUUCUCAAUCUGUUGGGUUGGGUUUCUUCAAAUAGGAAACUUUUUUACCAAUGUGUAUGUUUUGACUGAAUUUGACUUUAAGUACUUUAAGAUGACAUGUUGUGAAUUGGAGAUAUAUAAAUAAAA